Molecule: messenger RNA, 1034 nt
Organism: Rhododendron vialii
Lineage: Eukaryota; Viridiplantae; Streptophyta; Magnoliopsida; Ericales; Ericaceae
Product: adenine phosphoribosyltransferase 3
Exons: 6
Coding region: 260-808 (182 amino acids)
Biological process (GO): adenine salvage
Cellular component (GO): cytoplasm; cytosol
Molecular function (GO): adenine phosphoribosyltransferase activity
Source: RefSeq, a predicted model, not a curated record
ACGUAUAUAUAUCGCAAUCGUCUUCAUAAUUACCGAGAGACAUUUGCCUUCCGCUCUCCUCUCCCUAGUUCUUGUGCAGAGCGCCCCCCACCGCCCUCUCCCUCCUCCCCACAGAACCUCUCUCUCUCUCUCUCUAACUGACCUCCCUCACCCUUCCUCUACCCAACACUUCCUUCUCUCUCCUCUACUCCACACUGACGAGUAGAUACGCUCACAUAUACAUACACACGGCUUCCUCUCUCUCUAAUCUCCCUCCACAAUGUCGGCCCUCAGCGACGACGAUUCCCGCAUCCCCGCCAUCAAAUCUAAAAUCCGCGUCGUCCCCAACUUCCCCAAACCAGGGAUCAUGUUCCAGGACAUAACCACACUGUUACUCGAUCCGAAGGCCUUCAAGGACACAAUCGAUUUGUUCGUCGAGCGGUACACGGGGAAAAACAUAUCGGUAGUGGCAGGAAUAGAGGCCCGUGGAUUUAUAUUUGGUCCUCCCAUUGCGCUGGCUAUAGGAGCAAAGUUCAUUCCUUUGAGAAAACCGAAGAAGUUGCCUGGUGAAGUUAUUUCUGAAAAGUAUGUCUUAGAAUAUGGUACGGACUGUCUAGAGAUGCAUGUCGGAGCAGUAGAACCUGAUGAACGUGCCUUGGUGGUUGAUGACUUGAUUGCUACUGGUGGAACCCUCUGUGCGGCAAUGAAUUUAUUGGAGCGUGCUGGGGCUGAAGUUGUUGAAUGCGCAUGUGUAAUUGAAAUACCAGAUUUAAAGGGACGCGAUCGAUUAAACGGAAAGCCAUUGUAUGUACUUGUGGAGUCUCACUAGUACUGUCAGAGGAUACUACCAUUUUAUUCCCGUGCUCCAGCAUGACAAAAUGUACAUGGGAGGGCUACUGUUGGUUUUACCCAUAUGAGUCUUCCUUCAUUAUUUGCCCCUCAUUUCUUUUAUAGUUCUAGUGAAUUUUCAGUAAACCUUUGGUGGUUGAGACCAAUUCUCUCUCUACUGUAGAAACAUUUUACAUUUAUUCAUGUGGAGGGUCUAUUGAGCGAUA